Messenger RNA from Eimeria necatrix, 711 nucleotides. RefSeq lists its product as hypothetical. NCBI's taxonomy places the organism in Eukaryota, Apicomplexa, Conoidasida, Eucoccidiorida, Eimeriidae. The coding region runs from base 1 to 711 and encodes 236 amino acids. The record is from RefSeq and is a predicted model, not a curated record. The transcript is spliced from 8 exons.
AUGAAAGAAAUGAAAGAAAUGAAAGAAGUGAAAGAAGUGAAAGAAAUGAAAGAAGUGAAAGAAAUGGAGAAAGAAAUGGAGAAAGAAACAGAGACAGAGAAAGACAAAGACACAGAAGCAGAAGCAGAAGCAGAGAGAGAAGAAGCAGCAGCAGCAGCAGCGCGAGGCAGCAAGACGAAGGCGCCACCGCCAGCAUGCUCGCCGACAGGGGCCCCGCGCUUAAGACGUUGGGGCGCUGGAGGGGACCUCGAAACGGCUCAUCGAGGCCCGCCAGAUGCCUCCGAGAAAGCGGGAGGAAAACAGAAAAGUGUUUUUGAGCUGGCUCUGCUCCAAAGUAGGUUUAGGGACUUUUACUCUGAAGACCGGCAGGGCGCCCCAGCGAACAGAGAGGAAUUCGUUAACAGCUUACUGGACUCGCACAGCUCAGUCCGCGUCACCAAGCGCCUCAUAGCGGAGGAGAACAAAGAGCACUCCUUCUGCCUGGACUUCGAGGAAGUCAAGUCGGGGAAAAAUCAAAUUUGUUUAUUUGAGUGUCGCCGGGGGAAGCUGGUGCGGGUUUACGCAUUUAGAGGGUUUGGAGGAAAGCUUGCGGGCUUGAAUGGGGCGCUCGCUGACCACAGGGGGUGGUGGUGGUGCUCGGGAGGCGUUCCUGAGGAUGCGAAGUUGGUUUACCACGACUAUGUGAAUGAUCCCGAGAUCCGGGUUGGCUAG